Molecule: messenger RNA, 3164 nt
Organism: Pelobates fuscus (common spadefoot toad)
Lineage: Eukaryota; Metazoa; Chordata; Amphibia; Anura; Pelobatidae
Product: pendrin-like
Exons: 20
Coding region: 158-2392 (744 amino acids)
Biological process (GO): transmembrane transport
Cellular component (GO): plasma membrane
Molecular function (GO): bicarbonate transmembrane transporter activity; secondary active sulfate transmembrane transporter activity; chloride transmembrane transporter activity
Source: RefSeq, a predicted model, not a curated record
GUGCUAGCAAUUUAAAAAAUAUUGAAGAAGUUGGGAUCCAGCGCUAUGGUCACUUAUGGCAUGUGGACGAGCCUAUAGAUAUUACGGAGUUAUCCGAAAUGAUUCAUAUGUCCUAGAGGAACUACUUCAGAUUUGAAGCUUCGCGGCUAGAGAGACGAUGGCAUUGGGAAGAAGUGAUGUGCUCAUUCCUGGGUAUAACAAAUAUCUGGUGGCCCGCUCAAUUUAUUCUGAACCAGCCUUCAAGGAGGUCAACAAGAAGGAAGAACAUGACCAGAGAUAUUUUAGAAAGAGGGUGAAAGAAAAUCUAAGCUGCACAUCCAGAAAAGCUCUUCUGGCAGUAAAGUCCCUUUUCCCAGUACUGGACUGGUUGCCUAAAUACAAGUGGAAAGAAUUGUUGAUACAUGACACCAUCUCAGGAAUCAGUACUGGAUUUGUUGGUACAUUGCAAGGCUUGGCAUAUGCAUUGCUUUCUUCAGUUCCAGUUGUAUUUGGUCUUUAUUCAGCUUUCUUUCCAAUUCUGACAUAUUUCUUUCUGGGGACAUCCAGACACAUUGCUGUUGGACCAUUUCCCAUAAUUAGUUUGAUGGUAGGAACAGUUGUAGUAAACAUUGCUCCAGAUGAAAAGUUUAUAAUUGCCAACUCUACGGGAUUAAAUGGAACAGUGAUAGACACCGACGCCAGAGACGCAGCCAGAGUCCUUGUUGCGGGAACACUCAGCUUCUUAAUUGGAAUCAUACAGUUGGUACUCGGAGCUCUUCAGUUCGGAUUCAUCGUCAGGUACCUGGCUGAUCCGUUAGUUCGAGGUUUUACUACGGCUGCUGCUUUCCAUGUUGUGGUAUCACAGAUAAAGUUCCUGUUUAAUGUUCCCACAAAAAGUCAUGUUGGAGUGUUUAGCAUUAUAUAUACACUGAAUGAGGUUUGUUCCCACAUUUCAAAGACAAAUGUUGCUGAUCUCACAGCUGGGCUUAUAGCAUUGGCCAUAUGUUUGACAGUGAAAGAAUUAAAUGAACGAUGCAAGCAUAUUCUACGUAUUCCUGUUCCUAUAGAAUUGAUAGUGGCUAUAGUAGCUACUGGAAUUUCCUAUGGGGCAAAUCUGGAGGAAACUUAUAAUGCAAACAUUGUAAAGAACAUUCCCAGUGGGUUCACUCCACCAAUGGCUCCUGACUGGAGCAUGUUUCCACAGAUUCUUGGUUCAGCUUUUUCCAUUGGAAUAGUAGCAUAUGCCAUAGUUGUGUCUGUGGGAAAAGCAUAUGCAACAAAAUAUAACUAUGAGAUUGAUGGAAACCAGGAAUUAAUCGCAUUUGGAAUCACUAAUUUGUUCAGUGGAGCUUUUUCUUGCACGUGUGCCACCACGGCUCUAUCCCGUAGUGCUGUCCAAGAAAGUACUGGUGGGAAAACCCAGGUUGCUGGUAUGAUUUCCGCUGCAGUUGUUAUGAUUGCCAUGCUGUCAGUUGGCAGGUUCUUUGAACCCCUUCAGAAGUCAGUGCUGGCAGCCAUUGUUAUAGCAAAUGUUAAGGGAAUGUGUUGGCAAGUGCAGGAAGUUCCCGGCUUGUGGAGAAAGAACAAGUGGGACUGUAUCAUCUGGAUUUUCUCAUGUACAGCAUCCUUCUUCUUAGAUAUUGAUUUGGGACUGCUUAUAAGUUUAGUGUUCAGCUUAUUCACAGUGCUCUUACGUGUCCAGUUUCCAUCUUGCAGCACUCUUGGAAAUGUUCCUGGCACAGAUCUGUAUAAAGAUCCACAGAAGUACAAAAAUGCUAUUGAACCAGGAGAAAUUAAAAUUAUUCGCUUUUCCAGCUGUAUUUUCUAUGGCAAUGUUGAUAGUUUGAAAAAUGGAAUCAAAUCAAUAGUUGGAUUUGAUGCAGUCAGAGUAUUUAACAAGAGAAACAAAGCAGAGCGGAAGAUACGAAAACUUAUGAACCAAAGACAGUUAACAGCAACAAUGAAUGGAGUUGCUGCUGAUACUGCUAUUGACAGUGAUGAAGAUAAUUAUGAGCCACAUAAGGCUCUGAAUGUUCAAGAAGUCACAAUAAAACAAGAACUGCACACAAAUGAAGUGAAGAUCCAGAUAGACUGGAACUCAGACUUACCAGUCAACGUGUCUGUUCCUAAAGUCAAUAUACACAGCAUCAUCUUUGACUUUGGUCAAAUAACAUUUGUUGAUAUAGUAGCAGUGGAAGCCCUCAAAAUGAUAUACAAACAAUUCCAUAGGAUUGAUGUAGAUGUGUAUAUCGCAGGAUGUGAUGACAAUGUUUAUGAAAAAUUGGAAGACUGUGCAUUUUUUGAUGAUAUUAUCAAGCCAGACAUAUGUUUUCUAACUAUUCACGAUGCUGUGCUGCAUAUAGAGGACCAGAGAGGACUCAGCACUGGCCAUGAUCUGCUGGAUGUGGAAUAAAGGGAUGCAACACCAACAUUGCAGAGGGGAUUUGCAUACCCCAUCAAGGGACAGUGAACUCUUCUCAAUUUUAAGAUUAAAACUUUUUAAUGACCAUUGUUGGAAGCCUGAAAUAAUUUGGACAUGCAACCACACAAGACAUCUAUUUUCUACCUCCAUACUUCAUCCUUUUUCCUGUUGUAUACCAAAAAGACAAAUACUAUAUACAUAUUGAUAGUAAUAUUUAAAUGAAGAUAUUUUUUGAUGUGCUGUAAGGGUGAUUGAGUAUUGUUGUUCUACAGAAAAUAUUUAUGAAAUGUUGUUUUGCAAUUAUAUAUACGCUCAGAGUAUUAUUAAUUCCCAAUAAUGUUGACUUAAGCAGAAGUUUUACUUAACAGUUGCAUUGGGUAUUACAGUAUGCUGUAUAUAAACAAUAUAAAAUAGUUUUAAGUUGAUUUUAAUAACAUAUAUGUUUUUAAACAAUUUUAAUUUAGUUAUCCUAUCAACCAGCAAUGAAGGUAUUAUUUAAUAAUGAAUUCUGUGCAUUGUGUCUACAUUAUUUAUUGAACAUUGUUUUAUUUCAUAGGUUAGUGCCAAGCAGGUACCUUGAGCCACUUAAUACGUAAUGAUAUAAGAAUACAUCAUUCUAAUUAGAACACAUAGUAACAGUGCCUAUCAUAUGAAUGAUUUUAUACAGCAUCAAUAUGUGGACUUAGCACUUUACACUAGAGAAUAACUGCAAUCUCCAUGGGUAUAACCUAGGAACCUGAUAGCACUAAUGUUGCCAUUUAUA